UUCCAUUGUUUCACUUCCCGUUUGUUGCGGUUGCACGCUUAGAGUUUGAGCUCCGUCGAGUUAAUUUCUUAUUGUCUGUUUUUCAAUUCAAAAUCAAUUUUAUACACAAUCAUUCUUGUUUCUUAUAACGUGUGAAUAUACCCCCUAUUGUAUUCUACAACUAAAACAUCCGGAUUGCUUUGUUAUCACUAGUUUUGUUUUGAUUUCCGGAGUCGCUAGCUUAUAGCCCGUUAGCAGCACCAGCGUGGUUGCCCUAAUCCUGCUUGCAUUGUUUACACACUGCUUACACACAUUUCCAUUGUUUACUCACUGUUACUUGCUUUAAUGGCGAAUUUGUGUCCACCUUUGAGUGCAGGUGAGGACACGUUCGAGCUGCACUCGUUGCAGCUCGAGCUGGAGGCCGUGGAGAAGCAGAUCCAGGAGCUGUUGGUGCGGCAGACGGAGCUGAGAGAGCGGAGGGCCGCUCUGGAGUCCUCCCGGGUGAGUAUACAGCGUGAUACUAACACUCUGACCACCUCUACUCCGUGUGCUUCUCUGCACAGCUCCCGUGCACCCUGGACGCGAUCUUCCCAGAUGUCCUUCACUCCGGCGCCGGGACACCACGGACCCUGGGUGCAGCAGCAGCGGAAGACGCGAGCCAGGCCCCGGCCGAGGACCUCGCCCCCUCCGCCGCCUCCGGUCUUCGAGAUCUCCACCCGGAACCGCUUCGCUCCCCUCCGCGAGACGGAACGCGACGCUGUGAUCGUCGGAGACUCCAUUGUCCGGUACGUACGUGCUACUUUAGCUAAAGGUAAAGUCCACACCCACUGUUUUCCUGGUGCUCGCGUUCUCGAUGUUUCUGCGCAGAUACCCGCGAUCCUGAAGGACGGCGAGAGCGUCGGCGCGAUCGUCCUGCACGCGGGGGUGAACGACACCAGGCUGCGGCAGACGGAGGUUCUGAAGAGGGACUUCAGCAGCCUGAUCGAGACUGUUCGCAGCACGUCGCCCACGAUGAGGAUCAUCGUGUCAGGACCCCUUCCCACGUAUCGACGUGGGCACGAAAGGCUUUUCCGUGCUGAUGGCCUGCACCCCAGCAGAGUCGGAGCGGAGCCGCUGUCGGACAACAUCUCCAGGACGCUACGCUCCAUUUGACUAGUGAGUACAUUCUUAUAUGAUUGCUACGAUGGCUUUUGUUCUGAACGCUUAAAUGAUAGUAGUUGCACUGUCCAAUCUAUAAAGACUGUGUCUGUUCCUCGAAUAGUGAGGUCAAAACGUAAAUUUAAUGUAGGAUCUAGAAAAAAUCUGAUCGUAAUUAAACCAGAAAAAAGCAAAAUACACGAACAGAAACCAUUUUUAAAGCUUGGGCUCCUAAACAUUAGAUCACUUGCACCCAAAGCAGUUAUUGUGAAUGAAA
Molecule: messenger RNA, 1393 nt
Organism: Labeo rohita (rohu)
Lineage: Eukaryota; Metazoa; Chordata; Actinopteri; Cypriniformes; Cyprinidae
Exons: 2
Coding region: 325-1131 (268 amino acids)
Source: RefSeq, a predicted model, not a curated record